AUGUUAAUUUCAAAGAUGGCGGCGGAGGGAGGAGGGAAGGAGAUGAACGAAAUUAAAACUCAGUUCACCACUCGGGAAGGCGUCUACAAACUCCUCACUCACUCCGAAUACAGCCGUCCCAACAGGGUGCCUUUCAACUCGCAGGGCUCCAACCCCGUCAAGGUCUCCUUCGUCAACGUCAACGACCAGUCCGGCAACGGCGACCGGAUCUGUUUCAAUGUGGGCCGUGAGCUCUACUUCUACAUCUACAAAGGCGUCAGAAAGGCCGCUGACUUGAGCAAGCCCAUAGAUAAACGCAUUUACAAGGGGACGCAGCCGACGUGUCAUGACUUCAACCACCUCACCGCCACAGCAGAGAGUGUGUCGUUGCUUGUGGGUUUCUCGGCAGGACAAGUCCAGCUCAUUGACCCCAUCAAGAAAGAGACGAGCAAACUCUUCAAUGAGGAGAGAUUAAUAGACAAAUCCAGAGUAACAUGCGUGAAAUGGGUUCCCGGUUCUGAGAGCCUGUUCCUGGUCUCUCACGCCAGCGGGAAUAUGUACCUGUACAACGUGGAGCACACCUGCGGCACCACGGCGCCACACUACCAGCUGCUCAAGCAGGGAGAAAACUACUCUGUUCACACUUGCAAGAGUAAAUCCACCCGGAACCCCCUCCUCAAAUGGACAGUGGGAGAGGGGGCUCUGAACGAGUUUGCCUUCUCUCCCGACGGGAAGUUCCUGGCCUGCGUGAGCCAGGACGGCUUCCUGCGGGUUUUCAACUUCGACGCCGUCGAGCUCCACGGCACCAUGAAGAGCUACUUCGGCGGCCUGCUGUGCGUGUGCUGGAGCCCCGACGGGAAAUACAUAGUCGCGGGCGGCGAGGACGACCUGGUGACUGUUUGGUCGUUCUUCGACUGCAGGGUCAUAGCCCGGGGUCACGGGCACAAGUCGUGGGUGAGCGUGGUGGCGUUUGACCACUACACCACCAGCGUCGAGGAGAGCGACCCCAUGGAGUUCAGCGGCAGCGACGAGGACUUCCAGGAUCAGAUGAUCCACUUCGGGCGAGACCGGGCCAACAGCACGCAGUCUCGACUCUCGAAGCGCAACUCCACGGACAGCCGGCCCGUUAGCGUGACGUACCGGUUCGGCUCGGUGGGCCAGGACACUCAGCUGUGCCUAUGGGACCUCACCGAGGACAUCCUUUUCCCCCACCUUCCACUCUCACGGACACGAACGCAUACUAAUGUGAUGAAUGCUACAAGCCCUCCGGCGGGCGCCACCAUAAUAACAAACACCUCUAGUAACACUACUAACGGAAACAACAGUGGUGCCAAUACUCCUGGCAUUAACUCCCUCUCCACCACGUUGCCCCGCUCCAACAGCCUGCCCCACUCGGCCGGCACCACCGCCACGGCCAACAGCACCAACAAGGCCGGGGGCGGCGGGGGCGGCGGCGGGAUCGGCGGCGGCAUCAUGGACAGUGCCAUCGCCACCGGCGUGAGCAAGUUCGCCACGCUGUCACUCCACGACCGCAAGGAGCGGCACCACGAGAAGGACCACAAACGCAACCACAGCAUGGGUCACAUCAGCAGCAAGAGCAGCGACAAGCUCAACCUGCUGACCAAAACCAAAACAGACCCCGCCAAGACUCUGGGCACCCUGCUGUGCCCCCGCAUGGAGGACGUGCCCCUCCUCGAGCCCCUCAUCUGUAAAAAAAUAGCACACGAGAGACUGACUGUACUCAUAUUUUUAGAGGACUGUUUAGUGACUGCUUGUCAGGAGGGAUUUAUUUGCACAUGGGCGAGGCCAGGCAAAGUGGGUUUAUUGUCAUCCCAAAACCAAGCCAGCUCUCCCAGUGGAACAGUAGUAUAGCCACAAUAUUUCUGCUGCUAAAGAACCCUGCAACCCAGAGUCUGAUGCUGCUCUUCACCCUGCAAGCAUUGCAAGUUUUCCUUUUCUUUUGUACCCCUUCCUCUCCCAGGUUUUGUAAUGGCUUUUUUUUUUUGUUUGUUUGUUUGUUUUUUGUUUUUCACUCACUUGACAUAGGGGAGGAGUGGAACAGGAAGAGUGUGGACUGUAGCGCUAAUGUACUAUUGUUCUCUGGAGUUUUAGCACAUCUUAGUUUUUUUUUAAGCUUUGUUUUUCAUGUCAGAUCUCAUCAGACUGUUUGGAUUUAAGGCUUGGCUUUGUUAGAUGCAAACCACACAUUUAUGGCUUGUGAUUAAAGGGAUAGUUUGUUUAAUUUUUUUUAUAAUCUCUGCCCCUCCUUCAGUUUUUUUUUUUUUUCUAAUUUUUUUUCAUAGAAGUGUCAGGUUGGGGGGCGUCCAACUUGAAACUUUGGGCAAACUAUCCUUUUAUGACCAAGUGCGUUAGCAUCUGAAUACUCUGCAUCCAUCCACAUCCACCCACCACACCUGUCCUCUUCUCCAGUAGAAUUUUUCCCUGAUGACGACUUUGCACUGAUUUUGUUAGCUCCUUUGUUUUUUUUUUGUUUUUUAUAUAACUACUCUAAUGGAACAAGAAAAAGGAGGUUGAGGACGGCCUUGUUGCACUUGGCGAUAACAUCCUCAGUCUUUGAAUUCUGAAUCUAUAAAGCUGGAUGCUGCAAUCAUAGUCUUUUUAAGGAAUUAAAAAAAAAAAAAAAAGGUUUGCACUUAAAUUAGUUUAUUAGAAGAAAAUGGCUUUACAUUUUUGGGUGUGCU
Salarias fasciatus (jewelled blenny) is the source of this 2681-nucleotide messenger RNA. It is a transcript of the gene wdr20a, whose product is annotated as WD repeat domain 20a. The record is from RefSeq and is a predicted model, not a curated record. NCBI's taxonomy places the organism in Eukaryota, Metazoa, Chordata, Actinopteri, Blenniiformes, Blenniidae. The transcript has 4 exons. Gene Ontology annotation, molecular function: protein binding. The coding region runs from base 1 to 1851 and encodes 616 amino acids.